AUGAAUAUCCAGCGUGCGCGCUAUGUCUGCGCCAAAUGCACGGCGCCGGUGCUGCGUGCUCCUGUCCAUCUCUCAUCCAGACAGGCUUCCCCGCAGUUGAAUGGACUACGAUGUUAUAGCAGCGACACCGUUCAAAAUGACCGGCCUUUUCGCGUUGCUAUCAUUGGUUCCGGGCCUGCUGGCUUUUAUGCUGCCUACAGGCUAUUGGCCAAAGUCGACAGUGCUGUAAUUGAUAUGUAUGAGAAACUGCCUGUUCCAUUUGGCCUGGUUAGGUACGGAGUGGCACCGGACCAUCCGGAGGUCAAGAAUUGUGAAGAGAAGUUCACUGAAGUAGCAGCAUCUCCCCGGUUUAAUUUUAUUGGUAAUAUUGAAUUGGGUGCGGACCUUCCUCUUCAUACUCUCAAACCUCAUUACGACGCUAUCCUAUUCUCGUACGGGGCCCCAAAGGACAAGGAACUCGGAAUCCCCGGGGAAAAAGCGAUGCACAAUGUUUACUCCGCUCGAGAGUUUGUCGGUUGGUACAAUGGUUUGCCGGAACAUCGUGAUCUUGCGCCGGAUCUCACUGACGGUGAGAAUGCUGUAAUUAUUGGACAGGGCAAUGUUGCCUUGGACGUUGCUAGGAUCCUGUUGUCGGAUGUGGACGCUUUGCGCAAGACUGAUAUUACAGAUUAUGCUUUGGAUGCACUGUCGAGGAGCAAGAUCAAGCGUGUGCGGGUAGUCGGUCGCCGAGGGCCAAUGCAGGCUGCUUUCACUAUCAAGGAGAUUCGAGAAUUACUUCAGCUGCCAUCGGUGUCAUUUGACCCGAUCCCCCGGUAUUUGUUCCCGCCGGAUGAUAUUAUGGCUUCUCUCCCAAGAGCUCAGAAACGGCUUGUACAACUCCUCGCAAAGGGAUCCACCAAUGACCCGGCAAGUAGCACCAAGUCUUGGUCUUUGGAUUUUCUUCUGUCACCGGAAUGUCUCAACUGGUCCCCGGUGCAUCCCUAUCACCUGUCACACGUCAAGUUCUCCCGGAACGAAUUGGACCCGACAGAGCCGUAUCUGCCAAGCGCCAAGGUGACAAAUAAGUACCUUGCCAGUGGUAAGCGAGCACAGGUGGAUAUUCCUGCAAAUGCAUUCUUCCGCAGUGUUGGGUACAAAUCGCUGCCUCUCCCCGGAUUAGAGGAUCUGGGCAUCCAAUUUGACACCAACCGCGGGGUGAUCCCGAAUGAUGGGUUCGGACGAACCACCAGUCCCAAAGACACAGGAGACAACAAACAGCUUCUCGACGGGUCCCUUAUUUCUCAUCUGCCAGGUCUUUAUUGCGCUGGUUGGGUCAAACGUGGCCCUACCGGUGUCAUCGCCACUACCAUGAUGGAUGCAUUCAGCACCGCAGAUGCCAUUGCAGCUGACCUGACUAACCAAUCAGGAAAGGCAUCUCUUUUAAACUCACCUGGCCGUAGCACCGGGCUUGGCUGGGAGGGAGUCCGCCCCGAGACCGAGCAGCGAGGAUUGCGUGUAACCACCUGGCAGGACUGGGAGCGCAUUGAUGCAGCGGAGCGUGAACGUGGACAACCACAGGGAAAACUCCGCUCCAAAUUCGGUCGCGUGGAAGAGAUGUUGGAAGUGAUAGGCUGA
Molecule: messenger RNA, 1614 nt
Organism: Aspergillus tanneri
Lineage: Eukaryota; Fungi; Ascomycota; Eurotiomycetes; Eurotiales; Aspergillaceae
Gene: ARH1
Product: NADPH-adrenodoxin reductase
Exons: 3
Coding region: 1-1614 (537 amino acids)
Biological process (GO): ubiquinone biosynthetic process
Cellular component (GO): mitochondrion
Source: RefSeq, a predicted model, not a curated record